Messenger RNA from Olea europaea var. sylvestris, 1398 nucleotides. RefSeq lists its product as uncharacterized. Gene Ontology annotation, biological process: DNA integration. The record is from RefSeq and is a predicted model, not a curated record. Lineage: Eukaryota; Viridiplantae; Streptophyta; Magnoliopsida; Lamiales; Oleaceae. Gene Ontology annotation, molecular function: RNA-DNA hybrid ribonuclease activity; nucleic acid binding. The transcript is spliced from 6 exons. The coding region runs from base 1 to 1398 and encodes 465 amino acids.
AUGGUUAACCAACGAGAGAUCGAAGCAAACCCAGAUAAAAUUAGAGCCCUGCUAAACAUGAGAUCCCCUUUAAAGCCCAAGGAGGUGCAAAACUUGACAGGUCGACUUGUCGCUUUAAGUCGAUUUAUCUCAAAGUGUGAAGCGGCUCUCCAAGGGCUGAAGGAGCACUUGGGGGUAGCUCCCCUCCUCUUUAAACCAAAAGAAGGAAAAGCCCUUAUACUGUACUUGGAUGUCUCGACAGAAGUUGUAAGUUCAGUUCUCAUAAGGAAAGAAGAUGGAACACAACUGCCGGUUUAUUAUGUGAGCAAGGCCCUGUCACUAGCUGAGUCCAGAUACAGUGAUAUGGAAAAGCUUGCUUUUUCAUUGAUAACGGGCUCCAAAAAAUUAAGACCAUAUUUUGAGCCCCACAGUCCUAGAGUUUCAGUAAAGGGACAUGCGCUAGCAGAUUUCAUUAUGGUGUUCACUGAAGUUCAAGAUGAUAGCAUGGAUGCAAAACCUUCGGCCCCCCACUCUGGAGCCUUUUCAUUGAUGGGUUCUCCGGUGAAACAGGCUCGGGUACUGGAGUUCGGUUUCCAAGCCUCUAACAAUGCUGCGGAGUUUGAGGCAUGGCUAGCUGAUCUUAGGCUCUCUAAAGAUAUGCAGAUCAAAAGUUUAGUGGUUAGUUACGACUCACAAUUGGUGGUCAGCCAAGUUAGAGCCGAUUUCACCGCGAGGGACAAGAGUAUAGCCUCUUACUUGAAAAAAGUAAAGGAACUCAUCCCAUGCUUCGAAGGAUUCGAGCUAAACCAGAUCAUUAGAACCAAAAACGUGAGUGUCGAUGCCUUGUCAAAGAAUCCCUCUAUGGAUGCAACUGUUUAUGGACUAUCUCAAGGACGGACACUUUUAGAAGAUAAAGAAGAAGCUGGCAAACUAAGACGCAAGGUCGCCCACUACAUACUUCAAGAUGGUGUACUUUACAAAAGGGGAUUUUCAUUGCCCCUCCUACGGCGCACAGGUGAGAGCGAGACUGAAUAUGUGCUGCGGAAAAUCUACGAAGGGAUUUGUGGGAACCAUAUUGCCGGAUCGAAAUUGGCACACAAGGUAUUAAGACAAGGAUACUAUUGGCCGACCUUGAGGAAAGAAGCAGUGAAAGAUAACCGCCUUGUGACCAGCCCUUGGCCAUUCGCCAAAUGGGGUAUCCAUCUUAUUGGUCCUCUCCCAAAGGAAAGAGGAGGUGCCAACCAUGCUGUAGUUGCCAUUGACUACUUCACAAAAUGGGUCAAAGUCGAACCCUUCGACAAAAUCACCGAGGCCAAUUCCUCUAAAUUUAUCUGGAAAAACAUUAUCUGCAGAUUCAAAAUCCCCCAUUCAAUUGUUUCGGACAACGGCAAACAAUUUUAUAACAAGAAGGUCAGAUAA